AUGUUCCUUAAAGAACUUCCAAUUGAACUAAGAGUAGCUUCAACUGGCACAGCUGUCUUGAAGUUUAUCAUGGAUACCAAGAAGCCAUCUGUCAGGAAAAUAACUAAAAACGAGGUUCCUAAUGGAAUAACACCUCACUCUGUGAGGAGCGCUGCUACCAAUGCAGCAUUACACAAGAACACUUCUGUAGAAGAAGUCUGCAAGGCAGCAACAUGGUUGUCGAUCUCGACCUUGACAGGGGGAAUCACCCAAGAUGUCUUCCUUUCCUCAGAGGAGAAGGGCCCUUCAUGGGAUACACAGCAGUCCCUGUGUUAUAAAAGCCCUUGCCAAUGGGAGGCAAAGUGUUUGAAGCAUAAAGAAACAGAAGAUACAGCUGAAGGAAUGAGUCAUAUGGCCUAUGAAAAAGGCGAACCCAGUUUGCAUAACAGAGAUCUCAGAAGCCCAUCUUGUGAAGAUGAAAUUGUUGUUCGAUAUUUGAAUGACCAACCAGCAAUUGAUGCCUUGCAGAAUUCAGAUUCUUUCUUUAAAGCUGUAACUUGUACAAGAUCUGAGGAGGAAAAAACUAAAGGAUCCGGAGAUGAAUAUAUUAGAAUGUUUAUAAGUACUACAGUUCCAGAUGCUGAACUGAAAAACCCACAGUUGGCUGCAUCUUCAGCUUCCUCUGCCAGUACCUCUAGAACCCCUAGACUAGGUAUCUUCAAGGGUCACCAGCAUGGUGCUAAGUUGGAGAAGCUGAAGGAACGCAUUAGUAAGCAAAGGGAACUUCCAGAAGAACUAAAUAGCAAAGGGCAGUUUCAGGACUAUGUUGAUUAUCCAGUAAUCGUUGCAGCUGCUCAGAAUAUGGUACCACCUAAAGUCAGAAAAGUGGCAGCUGCACCUCCUACUCCCUCGUAUAAAGAAGAGGAUUCUGCUCUGAAAGACAUGCUUGCUGAAAAAAGCAAGCAGAAAAAAGGAACCAGAACAGUACACAAAGUCCAGAAAGUGAAACAGCUACCAGGUCAUGUUUCCAAACAAGGAAGCAUCAAUAUAAUAACUGUGUCAUCCUGGAGAGAUGGGAAAAGAUUGGCAAGGAAGAUACUUGGUCCAACACCUAAAGUAAAACAGCAGGCACCAUCAUCCAUUGAUGGAAGUUGGAGUGAAAGGUCUAUUAAAUCGGCAUCUUACGUUGGAAAGACAGGAUCUGAUUCCGUGCUGGAUGUGACCAUAGAAUCCCACUCAAGAAAUCCUAAACGGUCCCAGAGCAAAAUAGGAAGGAAGAAUAACUUGAGGAAGAGAGAUGCUGCUCUUCAGGAUACGAAAGAGAGAGAUCAUCACUUAAAUACGGAGUUCUUGUCAGUGGAUAUCCUUGAUGUUCUUGAUGCCCUAAAAGCGGAUUCUGUGACUCAGAGUACAAAGCAAGACACUGAUGAAGAAAAUCAGAAUUCAGAAUUGCCUGCUCCGUUUACCAGGAGCCGCUCCCCAACCAAGAGAAAACCAGACAAACUAGCUGCUAACAAAGAGGCUCAAGUCACCUCUAAGAAACGCCACUACGAUACAGAUGAAGUUCGUCAGUAUAUUGCUAAACAGCAACAGAAGAGGAAGAAGAAGCAGAAAGAACAAAAGAAAACACAGAAGGAGGCAACAGAGCAGAAGAACAAGAGACUCCAAGAACUGUACGAGAAACAGAGAGAGGCUCUUGCUAAUAAGUCAAAGAGUGCAUCAGCUCUCAAGCUAGUCCCCAAGCAACUACAAGAGAUUUAUUCCCAAGUAUACUUCGAUCAAGCCUUGCUGGAGGAACCCCAACCAUCACUCAUACAGCAGGUACGGCCCAACCCUGGGUAUCAGCCAUCUGAAGAGGACAAACCACAGGGGCAUCCAUCUACUGCAUCCUCCAAUAGUGUUAUGUCUCUGUCUGAACCUCACCAUUCUCUUGCUGGGGAUCAUAUGUUGGAGCCUUUGUGGACUGAGCAAGAUCGACCAAGUUCAAAAUCCCAGUUACCUUUCCCACAACCUUCGGCAGUCUUGAGUGGAAGUCUCUUUUCUGAACUUUUGUCUUUAGAUCACAUGAGUGACUUGCAAAAGGACUUUGAUUCUGUGUUAUCACCCAGCAGCCACAGCACAGCUAUAGGAUCCAUGCCUUUGGCAUCUCUGCCAGUUACAUCUACUGUACAGACUGCAACAAGUCAGUAUAAAGGUAAACUUGACCGUAUUGUAGCCCUGAAAGCAACAGCAACUUCUUUGGCAAGUAGAAUUGAAAGUGAAGCCAAAAAGUUAGCUGGAAUUGGUGUGGAUUAUGGAGCAGCAUGGAACUCUGGACACAACUUGGUGCAAGGAAAUCAGGGUGAUAGCUACUGGGCAAAGGCCAGCAGUCCCUCUGUGAGAAAAGAGGAUGAUGUUUUCUCAGCCACACUUCAAAGAAUGUUGAGUACCUGUGUGUCUCAGACAAAUUUUGAUGAUAACCUUCCUGGAGUGGGAAAUACUAUCAGCCUUCACACCACUGCUGUCAGUCUUCCAUGCAAACAGAGAUCUGAAGAAAUAGUAGGAAACUUAUCCAAGGAGCCAAACUGCUCUUCUCAUGCUGAAAGUAAUAUAGUUCUGCAUAACUGUAGUGUAGCCUCAAUUAGUGAGCAGCUGUCCAGUGAUCAUUUCCAGUCUGGGGAGGAGGGAAAUCAGCAUGAGCAUUCACCUUUGAAAACAGCUGAGAUGUUAAAGGGAAAAGAGUUUGGUGUUGCAGGCGAAACUGUCAAUGAGCGCAUAGAACAAUUUCAGAAGGAGGCAGACAAUUUACCCAUCUCUGCACAUGUGAAGAAUGCUUCAAGAUCCUGGGAAGACAUCAUCAAAGGAAGUCCAUAUAGUGUCAUUAACAUCUUUACAAAAUCUUAUCAGCUGUGUGGGAAAGGAUUUGAGGAAUGGUCAGGAACAGGAACACCAAUCCAGCGACCUUCACUUCCCGUAAUGAGCCCUCCAGCUAGCGUCAUUUCAUAUGAGGAUGACUUUGUCUCAUCACAGAGCAGUGGAACGGUAAUAGACAAAAAGUCUGCAGUUGAGCCCAGCAGCAGCAGCCUAAGCCUAAAAGAAGAGUUUAUCAGCAGGAAAUCACCUAAUGAACUCCAAGCUAAAGAAUCUACCCACCAUUCCUCAGGAUGUCCACCUGCCAUUUCUUGCUCAUCUUCAUCCUCUAAAAGAAGGAAAAAGGAAAGUAAGGGCGCCAUUUACUAUGACUGCAUUUCUUUGUCAUCUCUUUGUGGAUUAAAAUCAGUCUAGCCGAAGCUGCAUUUUCUUCCAGAAUCAUUUGUAGAACCAGAGCACAAGCUGUCACAGACAAAGACUUCAGUGCCUAGCAAUGGAAUAUCUAGUAGAGAACAAGUACAGAAUCCAGACUCUGACAGCACUUUAGAAGAACUUUCCUGUCACUCUUUGAUGAGUCUCCCAGAUAAGAUAAGGUCAUCAAAGACUGCAAGCUGUCCACUGUCUCCAAGUGUACAGAAACAGUUGGAUUCUGUAACAGAACAGUCCAGAUCCUCUUCAAGAUCUCUAGCAACUAUACCUCCUAGACCCAAGUCAAAUAUUUCUUCCUCUGACGUGAAUCUUGGAGCCAAAAGGACUGGGGCAGGUGUUGUGAGUGAUUCUAUGCAUUUGUCCCCUGAUGGUCUCCAACAUCAAAUGUUAGCAGAGCUCAACUACUUAAAUACCAUUGAGGAGUCUCUACGACAGCUCUUGGAUGUGGAACAAGCAAGAGGCAUAUCACCUGUACAACAGGAAAGUGUUUCACUUGCUCAAAUACUAAAGGCACAGCAACAACAACAUGAGCGGGACUUUGCUCUUCUGAAGCUCAAAGCUGAGCAAGAGGCUUUGGAAAGCGAGAGGCAAUUGGAAGAGGCACGGCAGAAAGCAGCUCAGGCCCAUGCAGAAUCACUGCAACAGCUAAUACAGUCCCAGCAAGAUGCUGCCGAGGCUCUCCAGGAGUCUACGAGUAAGAUAACAGCUCAACAGGUGGAGGCAACUCUUCUCACCACAGAUGCUGCUCAGCAGAUCUGCGAGCUGUCAGCGAUAGCACAUGCCCAGAACACAGAUGCAGCCAAUAUUCUUGAAAGUCCAAUUCCAUUUCUAUCGGAUCAAGAGCAGAAGCACUAUUCAACAUUCAUAAAGAAAAUCAAAGCUCAUUCUGAUAUAAGCAGCAACAGCAAUUGCCAGGAAAGUCCACCUGCUCCAUUUUCCAAGGAGUCCAAAAAAGUUUCCCGCCGUGAAAAACCAAACAGCUCCAUUGAGGAAGAGGGUCUGACAUCUGUGAAUGAUCCUCUGCAGAGCAAUAGCAUUCCAUCCAUCCCAGAUGAGAGAGAUUCAACUUCUAUUGCAACAGAAUGGUCCCUGAAAUUUGAUGAGUCCAUGACAGAAGAUGAGAUUGAAGAAAAGUCCUUCCGGUCCUUGCUACCUUCUGAGAGUCACCGACGGAUCAGCUUGAAAAAACGAGGCCACCAUGACUGUUCUGAUGAGGAAGCUCCUUCUAGAAAGACACCUGUCAAGGAGCUAAGCCUGCCGUUCUCAGGAGGUCAAGACAAUUUUUCCAAAUUCACAAUGGAAAUGGUGCGGCAAUACAUGAAGGAAGAAGAAAUGCGGGCAGUUCAUCAGUCCUCACUACUCCGAUUGCGUGAGAAAGCACUGAAAGAGAAAACCAAGGCUGAGCUAGCUUGGCUAAAGCACCAAGAAAAGCAUUUGAGUGACAAAGGAGAGGAUGACAAGAUGCCACCUAUCCAAAAGAAGCAGCGUGGCCUAAUUCUGAAGCUGCAGCAGGAAAAGGCAGAAAUUAAACGUCUUCAGGAGGCUAAUAAGGCUGCCCGGAAAGAAAGGCAACUGAUCCUUAAGCAGCAGGAAGAGAUAGAGCAAAUAUGCCAAACUACUAUGAAACUGCAAGAAAAAUUGAAAUCUGCAGAAGAAAAUAAGCUGGAGCUUUGCAGGGAGGAUGGUACAAAACAAACUCAUUCUUCCAGCUUGCUGCCAAUGGAUGCAGAGACAUGUAGCCCUUCUUCUGUCUCCAGCAGUGAGACCAGUAGCAUCAUGCAGAAAUUAAAGAAAAUGCGCAGCCAGAUGGAUGAGAAAUUUUUAACAAAGCAAGAGCAAAAACUGAGGCAACGGCGCCGGCAUGCUGAAGAAUUGCUGCAGUGGAAACGCCAUCUAGAUGCUGAAGAAGCAGAGAUACGUCAGAUAGAGAAACAAGCUUUGGCUGCUUGGGACAAAGAAGGGCUCAAAAUGGCUGCAGGAGACCAGAAUGAUCAGAAAGAAACAGCCAGCAAAGAAAAUUCUUCCAUGUUGCCCUGUUCUCACUUAAAUAGUGAAAGCUCUGUCCCCAAGGAACUGGGCAAUCUAGCUAUUGAACCUGGCUCAUCAAACAUCUCCCAGGUCCAAGGACAGCUGGGUAGCCCAGAUCACACUACACUUAUGGAAGAAAUGGAAGAAACACAGGAACUUGAUUCUGCUGCCUCACCAGGAAAACUUUUUCCUUCUAAAAGGUGCACAUCCUUGUCAAAGCAAGAGUCCAGCAAAGGGACCCCCAGAAGUAGAGAGCAGCAGCAUUUACCAGUAAAAUCCCAGGAGGAAUCCUAUAGUUGCUCUGAUGAGUCAUUAUCCAUGACCCAGUCAGUAGAACUUCUCUUCUCAGAAACCACCUCGGAUCGGAGCGACAUUGAAAGCCGAAUCCGAGCUCUGAAGGAUGAGCUUCGGAAGAGAAAAUCUGUGGUCUACCAGCUGAAGAAGCAGCAAAAAAAGAGGCACAAGGAGAGGCUGAAAGCCCAGGAGGCGAGCCUGCUCAAGCAGCUAGAGAGUUAUGAUGAAUUCAUCAAGAAGACUGAAGCAGAGUUGAGUCAGGAUCUUGAGGCAACACCUACAGCUAAACCACAAAUUAAAACUCCAUCUUCUGUUAUGGAGAAACCAAAGAUCAAGCCGCCUCCACUUCAUAGAUCUGAGACAACAAAAAGUUGGAAAUCACUAACUGAUUCUGAAUGUUGCAGGGGGUCACUGGAAUCCAUUGCAGAGCAUAUUGGUGCUGUACCACAUUCUGAAAAAUCUGUGUCUACACUCAGCAAGAAAUUCAUUGAGGCAGAGAUUCAGACAGAGGAACAUUUCCAAAUUCCAUUCCUGAUCCUCAAGGCCCCACAAAAAACUGGAGCAGAAUCUGGUGUUAUGCUGGAUAGUUUUCCGUCCUUGGCUUUAGGAGUCUUAAGCAAAACAUCGCAUGCAUCACUGAACACUUUUGAAGAUGUGACAAGUUGUGAUACUCCAUUUUCCACUAACAGAUCUGUGGUACAAGAGGACAUCGAGUCUGUAAAAUCAGAAGACUCUGAGCCAGAUGAUACUCACAAGUUUUCAGAAAGACCUGGUGCUUCUGCUUUGGACACAGAGCAAAGGAGCUGCCCGCCAGUCUCGCGAAAGACAAGUGUUUAUCCUGAGGUUGGCUUGGCUGUUGUACGUGUUCAAGAUGGAAAGGAGAUACCAAAGCAGGAGGGAAGUUACAAGGAUGAUGAAUGUGCUGCAUCAGGUCAGCCCUCUCAUAAGCCAAAUAAGACCUUGCCUUCAGAGCAGCUGUGCAAGGAGCCACUGCAUGCUAAUGAUUUUGAGAGGUCAUCCUCAAGAAAGCAUAGGUCAGAUGAUGAAGUACCUCAUACUGAAUACUACAAGGAUGAUUUUGACACAUCUGCGUCCUCUCUUGGAGAAGACUGUAGGUCACAGGGAGAAAAAUCAUGGUAUACAAAGACUCCCAGGAGCAAAUCUGCAAGUAUUGGAAGUGAUGAGGAAGUAAGUGAAUGUCUCAGCGUCAAAGCUCUGUCUGUGGCUUCUAGCGCUCAUUCAGAAAGAUUAUUAAUACUGAAAUCGCCAACAGAACAGAUGAAAAGUAAAGAGCGCAGUGAUGUGGAGGAAGAAUCAGCACAUGUUGAUACAUCACUUUGGGCUUCCAAGAUAGAAGAAGAGGAAAAUUCUCUACAGGGUUUCAGCAUUGGUGACAGAGUUCUUGUCAGUAAUGUCCAGCCUGGGACGUUGAGAUUUAAAGGCCUGACGAAUUUUGCUAAAGGUUUUUGGGCUGGUGUGGAAUUAGACAAGCCUGAAGGAAGAAAUAAUGGCACUUAUGAUGGCAUAAAAUAUUUUGUUUGCAAAGAAAAACAUGGAAUUUUUGCUCCUCCGCAAAAAAUCUCACGGAUUUCUAAGAGUUUGGGUGGCCACAUGGACUUGCAUGAGGAUUCUUUCUGCAAGCUUCAGCUAAAUCACAACCAUAAAGCAGGAAAAAGAAGAUGGAGGACAAAAAAGUACAGAGAAAUUCCCAAAGAAGAAGAGGAAAGUGAGGGGAAAAUUGCAAGUGAGAAAUCUCUCAGAGAUAAAUCACAAAGAAACAUCUCUGCCAUAGCAUCUGGAGAUUAUUUAGAACUCCCUGCCCCCAAAAGCAAAACUAUUGCUGCUGUUGAAGAAGUGCUUGCUGAAGAACAGAGUGUCGUAAAUUCUCUCAAGUCCCCAGCAGAUGACAACAGGCUCAUGCCUGCCUCCAUUUCUGAUGUUCUUAGCAAGACUUCAGCUACUCAAGGGGCCCUGGAUGGAAUCUUCCCUGAAAAAUGGAAGCAACGGCAUCCCUCUUGGCAGAAGUAUACUGAAAAGUGUUUCCCCAGGAGUGUUGUAGAAGUGUUGGAGAAAUCUGCAGCUCCACUCCUGGAGUUGCUCACAAAAGAAAGGAGCCAGUUAGAAGCACAGCUUAGGCUCCCAUCCCACGAGGAAGAAGAAUCCAAAAAUCAACAGGAAAAAGUAGACUUGUUGACAGACAGCCUCCUGCAGGCGUUUGUGAAGGACACAGUCAAUCAGCUGCAGCAAAUCAGAAAGGUCAGGAAUGAGAAAAUUCAGUGUAGUAAUCAAGAACUCGCUGCUGGCCAAGAGCAGAAGUUGGCAGCUGGGGACCUGCAGAGCAUUUUAAUAAGUUCUCAACUGGAUGAUGGAGAAGAAGUUUCCUCUCCAGACUUGUGUCCCAGACCCGAAAGACCUAUAUUUGGUGCCAGUGGGCAAGAAGAGCUUGCCAAGAGGCUGGCAGAGUGGGAGCUUAGCCAGGAAUUCCUGAGUGUGUUAGGAGAUGACCAAGAUUGGUUUGAUGAAGAUUUUGGCUUGAGUUCUCGCAAACUCCCUCCAAAGCAAGCAGAAUCAGUAGUGUUGCCUAAGACAGAGCCUCCCAAAGUACCUCCCAAGCCAUGUGAAGGGCCCUUAGCUGUCCCACACACUGCAGAAGAGGUAGAGGUCUUGGUGCACGAGGCGGCUGAGGAACUAUGGAAGUGCAAAGAGCUGGGGCAUGGUCUCCAGGCUGCUGGCCUUCCCAGAGAUCUAAGUGAUUCCCUUAAAGAUGACGACAUCGAAGCCAUCAGCAGCCAAAUCUAUAAACAGGCUGUGUUUGAUUUAACAAGAGAGAUUUUGGGAGAAAUCUUUGCAGAAGAUCCAAAUUUGAACCAACCCAUAUGGAUGAAAUCCUGCAGGGUAACUUCAGUUUACUUCCAUCAAGUAAAAAACCCAAGAGACUUUGAGGAAAUAAAGAGCUUCAUAGCAACCGAGGUGCUAAAGCUGUUAAAUUUGAAAAAGGAGCCAAAUAACAAAACGGAAUGGCAAAAAAAAAUGGAAUCUGGAAACAAAAAACAUCACCGAGUGGAUCGUAUACUGGUUCAGGAACUGCAUGAAGAGGAAGCUCAAUGGGUGAAUUAUGAUGAAGAUGAGCUAUAUGUGAAGAUGCAACUGGCAGAUGGGAUUUUUGAGGCCUUAAUCAGAGAGACAAUCGAUGUUCUUAACCAGAUCAACGAGAAACAAGAGAGGUUACUGCCCAUGUGA
Messenger RNA from Eublepharis macularius, 8820 nucleotides. RefSeq names its product centrosome-associated protein 350-like. Gene Ontology annotation, molecular function: microtubule binding. The record is from RefSeq and is a predicted model, not a curated record. Gene Ontology annotation, biological process: microtubule anchoring. NCBI's taxonomy places the organism in Eukaryota, Metazoa, Chordata, Lepidosauria, Squamata, Eublepharidae. Gene Ontology annotation, cellular component: centrosome. The transcript has 35 exons.